AUCGACGGUUUGUUCAAGUCAGGCAAAAUCUGUGAUGUGCAAGAUCUUAUUUAUGAGAUGCAUGUUAGUGGCCAUACGCCUGAUAUAAUAUUUUACAAUAUUUUAUUAGAUGGAUUGCGCAAAAGCCAACAUCUUGACCAAGCAAUUGCAUUAUUUAAGCAAAUUGUUAACCAAGGAAUUCGGCCUGAUACUUCCACAUAUACCAUACUUAUUGAUGGUUUGUGUGAGGGUAAGAGAUUAAGUGAUGCGCAACAGAUUUUUCAGCUUCUUUUGGGUAAUGGUUAUCCUUUGAAUGUCCAAGCAUAUACUGCUAUGAUCAAAGGACUUUGUAAAGAGGGUUUAUAUGAUGAGGCAAAGGCCUUGCUCUAUAAAAUGAAAGAGAAUGGAUGCUUACCUGAUGCUAUAACUUUUGAAACACUUAUUAUACCUCUUUUGGAAAAAGGUGAGAAUGAUGAGGCAAAGAAUCUUGUCGACAAAUUAUUCAGCAAGAUGGUGGAUGAUGCCGUGAAUCUCUUUAAAGAAAUGCGUCAUAAAAGCUUGACUCCCAAUACUAUCAUCUAUAGUUCUCUUAUCGACGGUUUGUUCAAGUCAGGCAGAAUCUCUGAUGUGCAAGAUGUUAUUUAUGAGAUGCAUGUUAGUGGCCAUACUCCUGAUAUAAUAUUUUACAGUAUUUUAUUAGAUGGAUUGUGCAAAAGUCAACAUCUUGACCAAGCAAUUGCAUUAUUUAAGCAAAUUGUCAACCAAGGAAUUGGGCCUGAUACUUACACAUAUACCAUACUUAUUGAUGGUUUGUGUAAGGGUAACAGAUUAAGUGAUGCGCAACAGAUUUUCCAGCUUCUUUUGGUUAAUGGUUAUCCUUUGAAUGUCCAAGCAUAUAAUGCUAUGAUCAAAGGACUUUGUACAGAGCGUUUAUAUGAUGAGGCAAAGGCCUUGCUCUAUAAAAUGAAAGAGAAUGGAUGCGUACCUAAUGCUAUAACUUUUGAAACACUUAUUAUACCUCUUUUGGAAAAUGGUGAGAAUGAUGAGGCAAAGAAUCUUAUCGACAAGGUAUUCAUCAAGGUCUCUUGA
Molecule: messenger RNA, 1068 nt
Organism: Neltuma alba
Lineage: Eukaryota; Viridiplantae; Streptophyta; Magnoliopsida; Fabales; Fabaceae
Product: pentatricopeptide repeat-containing protein At1g62910-like
Exons: 2
Coding region: 58-1068 (336 amino acids)
Cellular component (GO): chloroplast
Molecular function (GO): protein binding; mRNA binding
Source: RefSeq, a predicted model, not a curated record